Messenger RNA from Candidozyma haemuli, 2418 nucleotides. RefSeq names its product Ppr1p (gene PPR1). NCBI's taxonomy places the organism in Eukaryota, Fungi, Ascomycota, Pichiomycetes, Serinales, Metschnikowiaceae. The record is from RefSeq and is a predicted model, not a curated record. The transcript has a single exon. Gene Ontology annotation, molecular function: DNA-binding transcription factor activity, RNA polymerase II-specific; sequence-specific DNA binding; zinc ion binding. Gene Ontology annotation, biological process: DNA-templated transcription; positive regulation of transcription by RNA polymerase II. The coding region runs from base 1 to 2418 and encodes 805 amino acids.
AUGGACGACGGGCCUCCGAGGAAGAAACGUACUGGCGGCUCGGGAACGGAAAAUGGACAUGGCCACGGCCAUGGUCGCCGCAGAGCGUCAAAUGCUAGUGUGGUGGGCAUCUCGAGGUCCAUUGCAGCUUGCCAGAGAUGUCGAAGCAAGAAAAUCAAGUGUGACCAGAACUUUCCGAAAUGCUCGAAAUGUGAACGGGCCGGCCUCGAGUGUGUGGGUAUAGACCCGGCCACAGGGCGUGAAGUGCCCAGGCUGUAUGUUUACCAUUUGGAAGAACGGUUGCAGAGGCUUGAGGGCCUUUUACGACAACAUGGCGUGGAUCCUUCGGGGCAGGGCGAUGAUAGUCCACUGCUGGCGCUGGCGCUGGUACUGGCACUGAUGCUGGUUUCGUCGGAACCGGCUGGGUACGUGGGGCCCAUGGGCGUGACGUUUGCCAAGUUGAUGGUUACGGCGAAUAAGAUGAACAUGGGGCCAAGUGACCUGAUGGCGCUGGUGCCUGUGGACGUGGCACCGGCGAUUCUUCCGCCGAAGAAGACGGCCAUGGAGUUUAUUAGGAUCUUCUUUGCCCAGAGCAAUUCCCAGCUUCCUGUGCUUCAUAGGGAAACGUUCCUUAGGGAUAUCUUUUUGCCGGUGUAUGGUGCUUGGGACGAUAGUGUGCUGCUAGCGUCUGAUUACCUGGCGUUCAACAGAGCUUGUUAUCAGGAUAGCGUUGUGCCUGAGGACCAGACAUGGCUAGCUCAGUAUAAACAUACAAUGCAAGCGCUGCUUACCCUGGACCAGGACCCUGCCAGGAUCUCUCUGGCCAUGCAUACGCCUGAACAGUUCCGGAAACCGUUGUUCUUUUUGAAUAUCAUUUUUGCUAUUUCGUCUUCAACAAACCAUUUACAGUACCAUACUCAUAUGAGCGAGCUGUUUAAAGAAGCUGCCAUGAAACAUGUGGAUUCCACUUAUUCCACCGCUGAUCUGCUUGAGCAGCUUGAGGCUGUGCUUCUUCAAACGCUUUACCUGGUGAUGAGACCGAAUGUUCCUGGUGUAUGGUACCUUUUGGGAACAGCACUUCGCUUAUGUGUGGAUUUGGGGCUCCACAAGGAAGAACAUCCGAAAGCACAGACCCUUUCUGCAUUCACCAAGGACAGAAGAAGACGUUUAUUUUGGUCAACUUACUCAAUUGAUCGUCAGAUGUGCUUUUAUCUUGGACGUCCUGUGGGUAUCCCAGAAGAGUCCAUUACUGCUCGUCUUCCGUCAGAGCUUGAUGAUGCUUUUAUUGAUCCAAAUGAUCAGGAAACCAGAGACUAUUCAGAUAACAGCGGUGGCAUGGCUUCGUAUAAGACCAUCACACUUUCGUUUUUCAAAGUACGCCAGAUUCAACUGGAAUGCCAAAGAAUCUUGUAUGAAAAUGGCGAACUUCCCAGACGGUUUGGCAAUUUGGCUCAAUGGAAAACACAUAUUUCCGAAGAGCUUGAAAUCUGGCGGGCCAGGUGCCCAAAGAAACCUCGCAAGAUGAACUGUGAGUUCAAUACGGAGUUCUUUGACCUUAACUAUUACCAUACGCUCCUUCUUAUCAAUGGUCUUUCAAAGAAGACGUUCCAACUCGCUCCAGAAGCUUACUAUAAAGUGCUUGAAGCGCUGAAAAACCUCAUGGCUUGCUAUACCAAGCUCUACAAGAAAAAGGCUAUCAAUUAUACCUGGGCUGCUGUCCAUAACUUGUUCAUGGCAGGAACAUCAUAUUUAUUUGUGCUUUAUAAUUCCGAGCAUGUUCGGAGCCAGAAUGACGCUGACGAGGUGAAAGCAGUUACCGAGGAAUGCCUCCUGGUGUUGGCGCUGCUUGUUGCUUCUUGCACUGCUGCCAAAUCGUGUAUGGACACUUUCCAGAUGCUUACGGCUGUAGUGCUCAAGAUUCGGUACGAUGUGACUGUCGAAGGUACUAUGGUGGGUAACAUUAUGAGCUCUAGCCACGGCAUGAAGCAAAAGCUUGAUCUGGUCAGUGGCACUGGCAGCUUAAAAGGUAACUUGGCCAGUCUUGUGGAAGGUAUAGCCAAUGAUAGCGAACACUCGCAGCCUGAUAUGACCCAAUUCGACCUGCCUCGGUUCGGCUGGGUUUCCAGGGAAGGUUUCGAGCAAGAAGACCGCGUUGAUCGUAGUUACGAGCAAGCUCUUCCUACGCCAAUGAUGCCAGAGACUCAUCUCGAGGACUUUUUCUUGGAGCUUGAGAACCUCUCGCCAGUUCUGUCGAUUCGUGAGCCUAGCGCCAUGGACUUGACGCUAACGCAAAGCGAUUCUAACAUUUCUAGUGGCCCCAACAGAGACGGGAAACGCGUUUUCGAGCUCAUUCAACAGAUGCCUUCUGAACCCAUUUGGGACCAGUUCUUUGGUCGUCUGACAGCGCCAUCGUUCAAACAAGAACCCAACACGCCUUGA